Nicotiana attenuata is the source of this 2593-nucleotide messenger RNA. RefSeq names its product probable ubiquitin-like-specific protease 2B. Lineage: Eukaryota; Viridiplantae; Streptophyta; Magnoliopsida; Solanales; Solanaceae. The record is from RefSeq and is a predicted model, not a curated record. Gene Ontology annotation, biological process: proteolysis. Gene Ontology annotation, molecular function: cysteine-type peptidase activity. The coding region runs from base 329 to 2593 and encodes 754 amino acids. The transcript has 14 exons.
AAGUUUAUUUUAGAGAAAAAAACAGAAAAAGUUGUCUACUUGAAAACCGAGUUUCUAUUGGCGUUCAUUGUCGGAGCAAAUAUAAUAUACUAUCCUCUCUCACCAAAAGUCACACGCUCGAUUGAUGAUACCCCUUUAAUAGUAAAACCUUUCCAAAGUGUUAAACAAUUCAAUUUCCCCCAGUUAUCUUGCUCGAUCUCUCUCCCAAAAAUCGUACGAUCUAGAAAACCCUAAUGUGAUAAAUGCUACUUUAACCCCCAAUUCUGCAAACCCUAGAGCUCGUAGCUUUUGAUCAUCGUUAAAAUUCUCCUUUAAUAUCGUUUUUGGAAUGAAGAUUCCUACGGACGUUUUUGAGUUCAAACUCGAGGAGCAGCCUUCGGAAAUCGAAGCUAAUAGGUUUUGCAGCAAGUAUACAUUCACCCAAAAUGGUGCACAAGGAACCAAUAUAAACUCGAAGGAGACUGGUGAUGAACCUACUGUAGACAUGGAAGCAGCUGACGGUGAUUUCAAUGGUAAAAGUGCUCGCUCAAGUCUGGAUGCAGAAGAUUGUAGUGAUGAGAGAAUGCUGAGAUUGGGUGGCAUUCCAACAAUUACUUCGACAAAACAAAGGCGAUAUCCUGAUAGGGAACCUAACAAUUGUAUAGAUGGAAGUUUCUUGGAAGGCAGUUCAUAUACUGCAACAGCUUUUCAGGAGAUUUUCUAUGGAUCUCCUUCCAAAAUGGAAUAUGUGCAGGAUGAAUCAGUUGGCACGGAUUCUGAUGUUGAUGAAAGCAGAAGUGAUGAAUCAGCAUCAUACUCAUCUGCCACCCCAGACAAUCAUGACAUCUUAGAUGGACCAUUAUCAAAUCAUCAGUUUGACCAGUGGGGAAUGUUUGAAAACAAGCCAAUUGUUUUCUGUCCUGAUUAUCUCUAUUAUCGAGGAACAUCCUACGCAGUCACAGACACUACAGUAACCUUUUCCAGUAAUUGUGUUGAGGUCAAAGGCUCAACACUGAACGGGAAUUCAGAGACAUCUUGCAUUCGCUUUGGAGUUGAAGACAUAUUUCAAAUUCAAUCUCAUUUGUCAGGGAGGUUUGACGUGGCUGUGUUUAAGAUCCAUGUAAAUAAAAGAUCAACAACACAAGGUGAAAAUGCUCACGAGAGUUCUGGUAUUGAGGAGGUGGAGUUUGCUGUUAAUGAUUUUGACUUGUCCGAGAAAUGUGAAGCAAUUCAAUCUUUGGAUGGCUACAAAACAGUAUGGAACUACAAUGAGAUUGAAGAAUGGAGGGAGAAUUCACAUAGAGAAACAUCAGAUCAGCAAUCCAAGAAAUAUUUUCCAAGUUACGGUGAGCCGCUUGAAGAAGUUUAUUAUCCUAAAGGAGAUCCUGAUGCUGUUUGCAUUAGUAAGAGGGACUUUGAUCUUCUGGCACCAGAAACAUUUGUCAAUGAUACAAUUAUUGAUUUCUACAUACAGUAUUUGAAGAAUGGAAUUCCUCCAGAGAAGAGGCAACGAUACCAUUUCUUUAACUGUUUCUUUUUUCGAAAGUUGGCUGACAUGGAUAAAGAUCCAACCAGUGCAUUUGAUGGUCGUGCUGCUUUUUUGCGUGUCCGUAAGUGGACAAGGAAAGUGGACUUAUUUGAUAAGGACUUUGUUUUCAUUCCUGUAAAUUACAAUUAUCACUGGAGUCUGAUUGUCAUAUGCCAUCCUGGUGAAGUGGCUAACUUUACAGAUGAUGAUACUGCAGUUAGCUCAGUCAAAGUACCGUGUAUAUUGCACAUGGAUUCUUUUAGAGGAAGUCAUGUGGGUCUCAAAGAUCUUCUGCAAAGCUACCUCUGGGAGGAAUGGAAAGAGAGGACAAAGGAAACGUCUGAAGUUGUCUCCUCAAAAUUUCGAAAUUUGAGAUUUCUUUCUCUUGAGGUACAACCUGAAGUUUCGUUGCCCAUUCCUAUAAAUUAUUUGCAUUCCCAUACAAAACUUGUCUCAUAUGAGGAAUUUGAAUGUUCAAAACACAACAGUUACGGGAGAUUUAUUAGUAUUGUUUCUGUACGUGGGGAAAGCAGAGCAGUUAUUAUUCUACCUGAAAUUGAAUUACAUGCAGGGUGGGGAGAGAAAGCCUCUAAAAUAGAAAGGUUCAUUCACAGAAACUUUCCCUUUACAAGAGAAACGGAGCUUCCAAAAUUACAUCACGCUUUUGCUCAUACUCUACGCUCAAACAAAUGGUCAGAAUCAAUUGCCAACAUCAAAGUUAUUCAACCAGAAGAUGGCCCUAUCAAAAUCGUUGGUUCAAUGCCAACAGUCAAAAGUCUUUUGAACAUAUGCAUCGUCGGCAAGUUCUCGAAAGAACUUGACAUAAUUCCCUCACGCACAGAGGUUAGAAGAUGGGUAAACAACAAGUGGAGUGAUGCCGUUGGAGUCUAUGAACUGAAUGGACUACUUUUUCUCUUCGAAUUCCCAACCAGAAGGAUGGCGGAGCAAACUAUGGAGGAAACCUGGAGAUGGAAGAAUGCUACUCUGUUGCUGCGAUGGUGGUCGCUGGCAGCAGCUUGCUAUCCUUUUGAAACAAAAUUCGACUGGAUCUGGGUGAGGAUUCUCGGACUCCCAUUACAUCUAUGA